Dacryopinax primogenitus is the source of this 1898-nucleotide messenger RNA. RefSeq lists its product as uncharacterized. The record is from RefSeq and is a predicted model, not a curated record. Gene Ontology annotation, cellular component: cytosol; intracellular membrane-bounded organelle; membrane. Gene Ontology annotation, biological process: piecemeal microautophagy of the nucleus; endocytosis; exocytosis. The transcript is spliced from 4 exons. Gene Ontology annotation, molecular function: sterol binding. The coding region runs from base 237 to 1748 and encodes 503 amino acids. NCBI's taxonomy places the organism in Eukaryota, Fungi, Basidiomycota, Dacrymycetes, Dacrymycetales, Dacrymycetaceae.
UGUCUGCCAGCUGCCCCCCUUUGUUGCUCACCUUCUACCAGGGAACGUUCUUCGCUGUCCGGCAACAUCAGACGACCAUCUUGAUACGCCCGUUGCUCACCGGUACGGCAAUUCCUUGCACGCGACCUGUGGGGUCAGAAGCUCCUCCCCCUCUUAUCCCUACCAUCAUCUUACCCUCCUUGAGUCCAGUCUGCAUUACCAUUCUACCCACGACCACUUCAACGAGAUAGAACACAAUGUCUGCUGCUGCAGACAUUGCCAACGGCAGUGUUCAUCUGCCUGCUGAGCCCAAGCUCGACGGAGCAGCAUUCGACGAUGCCACCGUCGACACGCCCAUCAGCGUUGGAGAGAGCAGCGAUGCGAGCGAGACUAGCAAGCUCAGGAUGAUCUUGCAGCUAGUGAAGAAAUGCUUCGGAGUGUCGGAUAUUGCCAACAUGCGACUUUCCCUCCCCUCCGUCCUUCUUGCUCCUGUCCCCAACCUUGAAUACUGGUCCUAUACCGACCGACCUGAUAUCCUAGCGAGCGUGAAUGACUCCCCAGACCCGUUCGACCGGAUGCUCUCCGUCCUCCGCUUUGUCUUCUCCAAAGACUUGAAGUUUAUCCGAGGCGGCGUAUGCAAGCCGUACAACUCUGUGCUUGGCGAACACUUCCGGUGUCAUUAUCGCGUACCAGCAUUGCCCAACCCACCAGAGCCACAGUUCGUUCCGAAGAGCUAUCUGCAUAUACCUACUCCAGCGGCAAGGAGCGAAGGGAGCAGCUUGCGGAGCUUUGGGAGCUGGAAGAGCGGUCAGAGGGAGAAGCCGGCCUCCAUUAGCCAGCUGUCGAGCCAACUCGAGAACGUGGUUAUCAUGGAGGAUGGACUGGAACUAAACGGCGAGGAAGCCCAAAUCGUCUUCAUUACGGAGCAAGUCUCGCACCACCCGCCAAUGUCGAGCUACUACUACGAAGUCGUUGACCGCGGUAUUCAAUUAUCCGGUGUGGACCAGAUCGCUGCCCGUCUUUCUGGCGCAUCCGUCCGCAUCGCUCCAGGCGAUAAGAACAAGGGUUUGUUCAUCAAGCUUACUUCCGGGCCGGGAGAAGGCGAGGAAUAUCACGUCACGCACCCCAUCGCGGCUGUCAACGGGCUGCUUACGAUGCGCCUGUAUGCGAGCAUAACUGACAGCGUCAUCGUCACUUGUCGCGGGGGGAAGGACGGCAAGCUGCUCCGCGCUAUCAUAGAGUACAAGGACGAGGGGUGGAUCGGCAAGCCCCAAAGAGCGGUGGAGGGCGUGAUUCAUACGUAUGACCCUGAUUCAGUUGAGCAGGAGGAGUGGAGAAAGGUCAAGCACGUGCCUUUGGACAGGCAUCUGGCGAGGUUUGAGGGUGCGUGGGACAAGAAGAUCAACUGGCGGAGAGCGAGCGAAUCGGACUGGCGCCCGCUCAUUGACCUCUCCACCCUCUCCCUUGUUCCUAAGAUCGUCCGUCCACUCCCCGAGCAGCUGCACAAUGAGUCCCGCCGUUUCUGGAAAGACGUCACCGAGAAUCUGAACAAGAAGAACUACAACGAGGCCACAGCAUGCAAGCUUCGCAUAGAGCAGUCUCAGCGGGACAUCGCCGCUGAACGGAAGCGGAAGGGGGUGCACUUUACCCCGGUCUACUUUGACAAGGACAUCGAGGAUGGGAGGAGUAGGCUCAACGACGACGGUAGAAAGGCUAUCAUGGAGGAGAUAGAGAGGGCCCGAACGGGGUCACGCAGCGCGUCACGGUGAUCUCUCGUGUCGGUCACAGAGCUCCCUUGUAGAUGUAUGCGGGGUUGAAGGGACUCUGGGAGGACUUGAGUCACACGCAUGCAGUGUAUUUAUCCCUCAUUCUCUAUUGCAUUUGACCAUAGACCAUCCACUCAUCGUUUUCCAUUGUAC